ACGAGGACGACAUCAACCAACAUCACCACCGACAGCCCACGGCACGCGAGACAUUGUCGACUGCAAAUUGGAGAACCCGCAUCAUGGCUUCUCAGCGCAUAUUUCAGCUCGGCCUGCGACGGGCCGCAGGGCCUAGUUUGAGGGUGCAACCCGCGGGACGUGUGAUGCAGCGGAGACUCGCAGCAACUGGAAACACCUCCCAGUCUGAAUCCGCCCAGAUCCUCGCAAAACAGCGCCUCAACCGACCCGUCUCCCCCCACUUGGCCAUCUACAGGCCGCAAAUCACCUCGAUUGCCUCCGCGUUCAACCGCAUCACUGGCGUCGUUCUCUCCGGCUCUCUCUACCUCUUCGGUAUCGCCUACCUCGUCGCUCCCUACACUGGAUGGCACCUCGAGACGCAAUCCAUGGUUGCGACCGUCGCAGCUUGGCCUGCGGCUGUCAAGGCGGGAAUCAAGGCCUUUUAUGCGUUCCCCUUCUUCUUCCACAGCUUAAACGGAUUGAGGCAUUUGGCUUGGGAUGUCGGUGUUGGAUUCAAGAAUCAGCAGGUUAUCCGUACCGGGUGGAGUGUGGUUGGAUUGACGGUUGUGAUGAGCCUGUACUACACCUUUGCAGGAUAAGGGUGGAGGCUGAUUCGAACAACGGGGUUGGUGGAAGUAGAGCUGGAAGAUGAUUGUGAAAGGGUGGACUUGUCAGUCGAUAUGGGAAGGGAUUGGGAAGGGACACGAAAGUUGGAGCACAUCUAGGAAUGAUGGCGAGGGGUACGAUUAAAGUUUGCAACACGUAUAUGAACGAGUAUAUCCUAUUUACAGCGUCAUCGACCAAAUGCAUGAAACUUGGGUCCUUCUA
Molecule: messenger RNA, 846 nt
Organism: Pyrenophora tritici-repentis Pt-1C-BFP
Lineage: Eukaryota; Fungi; Ascomycota; Dothideomycetes; Pleosporales; Pleosporaceae
Product: SdhC, Succinate dehydrogenase-fumarate reductase, cytochrome b subunit
Biological process (GO): mitochondrial electron transport, succinate to ubiquinone; tricarboxylic acid cycle
Cellular component (GO): membrane
Molecular function (GO): electron transfer activity; oxidoreductase activity, acting on the CH-CH group of donors
Source: RefSeq, a predicted model, not a curated record